UCUCACUCCACCUAUCGCCUCAAAACGAACAACGAGGACGCUUUUUCACGCACAAGAGCUCAUACGUAGACAAUGGUUCAACUGACAGAAGUCACCGACGAGUCGGUCAGGAGGUCCAAUGUCGGACAAGAGGAUGAAGAGGCAUGGGAGAACGACAGCGAAGCUCUAUCGGACGAUCUCUCUGACGACGAAGACGAAGACGAUGAUGACGUCUCGGAGCGAGGACUGGCCGUUCGCAAAGAGACGCUUGCCCAGCGUAUCGCCGCCCUGAAGGACAUCGUUCCGCCGUCCACCCGUCGCAGUCUGGCUCUUCGCUUCCAGACAGCGUCAACUUAUGCUUCGUUCGGUGGCAAGGUCGUUGGCAAUCUGGGCUGGAUGGUCAUUACUACCGCAAUCUUGGUCGGACUGCCAUACACACUCGCUUCUGAGGGCGAGGCCAUGAUCGUCCAGCAGGAGAGGGAAUACGCCCAGCAGCAGAACGGAGCUCAGCAGAUGCUCGGCGGCGGCGCUCCCGGCGGUCUCGACGGUCAAGGCCAGCAACAGCAGGGCGGAAUCCGACCUCCUGGCUUCUAAGACGUAUCUGCAAGAGACUUCGUGGAGGGAAGUUUGGAGCGGCGGGCAGACAUCUUCUGGGCAGCAGAGUCGGAUCUUGCUUCACACCACGAGGAAUGACG
Molecule: messenger RNA, 674 nt
Organism: Microstroma glucosiphilum
Lineage: Eukaryota; Fungi; Basidiomycota; Exobasidiomycetes; Microstromatales; Microstromataceae
Product: mitochondrial import translocase, subunit Tom22
Exons: 3
Coding region: 73-573 (166 amino acids)
Biological process (GO): intracellular protein transport
Cellular component (GO): mitochondrial outer membrane
Source: RefSeq, a predicted model, not a curated record